Messenger RNA from Anthostomella pinea, 1017 nucleotides. Lineage: Eukaryota; Fungi; Ascomycota; Sordariomycetes; Xylariales; Xylariaceae. The record is from the annotation of a GenBank genome assembly.
AUGGUUUCGAAACCCAUCAUCCCGCAGAACGACAACGUCGCGCACGCCCUCGCUGGCGCCGGAGGGGGUAUAUUGUCUAUGGUCCUGACUCGUCUUGGGGAACAGCGACACCAAGCUAACGAUGGCCUCCCCCCCUUCAGAUACCCCCUCAUAACGCUCUCGACGCGCGCCCAAGUCGAGUCCAAGCGCGCCGAGACGGGCUUCCUGGCCGCCGUGCAGCGCAUCGUGGCGCGCGAGGGCGUGUCGGGCCUGUACGCCGGCCUCGACAGCGCCGUCUUUGGCAUCAGCGUCACCAACUUCGUCUACUACUACUGGUACGAAUGGACGCGCGCCUUCUUCGAGCAGGCCGCCACCCGGGCGGGGCGCGCCUCCAAGAAGCUGACGACGGUCGAGUCCAUGAUGGCGGGCGCCCUCGCCGGGUCCGCCACCGUCAUCCUGACGAACCCCAUCUGGGUCGUAAACACGCGCAUGACGACGCGCAAGGAGCACCAGGAGGAGAUCAAGGGGGCCGUCAGCGGCACAUCCAAACAGAAGUCACCGACGACUAUCGGCACGCUCAUGGCCCUGCUCAAGGAGGAGGGCCCGCAGGCGCUGUUCCGCGGCGUCAUCCCGGCCCUCGUGCUCGUCAUCAACCCCAUCCUGCAGUACACGCUGUUCGAGCAGCUCAAGAACCGCCUGGAGAGGCGGCGCGGGGGCCGCAACAUCACGCCCACAAUGGCUUUCUUGCUGGGCGCCCUGGGCAAGCUGUUCGCCACGUCCAUCACGUACCCCUACAUCACCGUCAAGAGCCAGAUGCACGUCGCUGACAACAAGGCCGGCCGCCGCGAGGGCAUGGCGCAAGCCAUCAGCCGCGUCGUCAAGGAGGAGGGGUACGCCGGGCUUUACAAGGGCAUUGGCCCCAAGGUCACCCAGAGCGUCAUGACCGCAGCCUUCCUCUUCGCGUUCAAGGACGUGCUGUACGAGCAGACCGUCAAGCUGCGCGGCACCAUGGCCCGGAAGGCCGCCCUCAAGGCAUAG